Trypanosoma theileri is the source of this 435-nucleotide messenger RNA. RefSeq names its product Cytochrome c oxidase assembly protein COX19. The record is from RefSeq and is a predicted model, not a curated record. The transcript has a single exon. The coding region runs from base 1 to 435 and encodes 144 amino acids. Lineage: Eukaryota; Euglenozoa; Kinetoplastea; Trypanosomatida; Trypanosomatidae. Gene Ontology annotation, cellular component: mitochondrial intermembrane space. Gene Ontology annotation, biological process: mitochondrial respiratory chain complex IV assembly.
AUGGCAAAUGGGGUUACGGCCAAUUCCAUGCGGGUUAGCGUAAAGGCGCCUGAUCUCGGUGCCUUCCCGCUGGACCACUACCGCGAGUGCAAGAGCCAAAUUGAGGAGUACUACACGUGUCUGAAGAGAAAUGACUACGUGACGCCCAUGUGCCGCGAUGAGGUGCGGUCGUAUCUGCAGUGCCGCAUGGACCGCGGGCUGAUGAAACCGGCGGACAUUGACGGAUUCGGAAUUCCCGCGACGGAGUUUGUGCCGACGCGGCAGCACCGCAUGGAUCUCAAGCAGCAGUGGCUGCGGCAGCGGAUGAAUCAAGUGACGGUAGUGUGGGAGGAGAACUACAAGCGGGAUGACUUGCAGGUGCCGGACGGGUAUGAGCGGGAGAAGGGGGGGAGUGCAGAGGUGGACAUUCAGCAGAAGAAUGAAGAGAAAACAUAG